AUGAUGACGAUGCGCUCUGUGCUGCUGGUGUGUGCGCUGUGUGCGUGGUGCGCCUGCGGGUGUGCGGCGGUUGAUGAAGGAACUACUGAUGAUCAUGGUACGCAUGCUGAAGAGGAUGUGUCGGAACCGAAAGUUUUGGAUAGGGAUGGCCUUGAUGGGGUGUGCCAGCCUGGUCAAGUGAAGUCUUCUAAAGGAGUUUGCUCUGCUCCCCUUUUGACUACAAAGGGUGCGGAUUUGGAGGAUUGUGAUGGCGCUCGUGAAUCUGGUAAAUGCACGAUAGCUUCUUCAACUCCCCUUUGUACGCAUAAAGUGGUUGUGACGUGCGAAAACAUUGAUAAGAGUAACCCAGAGGCCCUCUGUACAAAAGAAGGCAAGACCUGCAUGAUUUCUGCUGCGGUGGGGCAGAAGACUGCGACUGUGGGCAACCUGCAAACCAGUGAUCCUAAUACCAACUGUCUAGCUGCUGCAGGCGGUGGUGGUGUUUCGGGGGCGUGUGGGCAAAAACUGGACACUGGACUAACAGCAGUUGGGGGUGCCGGGCAGGAUGGACAGAGCCCUACGGGUGGUACAUCUCACGGCGCCCUCUCGGAGACUGGAACGCUCGACACGAGUCCACUGAGAGAAGAUACGAAAAAUGGAGAUCUGCUGGAACAUCAAAGAGGUAGAAUAAACCCGCCGGUGGAAAAACAAUUAAUACGUCGAACGCAAGACACAGCAGCUGCAGGGCAACAGGGACCUCACUCUCCAUCCGAUGAUCAUCAAGACCGAGGCACCAGUGAAGGUAGAGAAGUCACUACUGCCUCACCCAAUGCCACUACUUCAUCGCCAAGCAGUCAUCUGCCAACUGCGGACCACACAGACGAGAAGGGAGAUGAUACUGUUCUCAACAACAUCGGCAAAAGCGGUUCCGAUGGUGCCACUGUUACGGUUAAAAAGAAUAAUGCGCCUAGUGACGCAGCCGGGGCUGGUGCAAAGGAUGAGGAAGGAGCAGGAACGCAGGGCUCAUCGGAAUCUGCUUCAGUGAGUGCUGGUGCCAGUGAGGCCACAGGCAGCAAGCCUACCCCCAAUGCCCCUGCCGACGAGAACGUUAAGGACACGAAGAAUGCGGACAGCAGCGUCAGUCCUGUGUGGGUGCAUGCACCGCUGCUUCUGCUGACGUUGUGUGCAGUGACGGCUGUGUGA
Trypanosoma grayi is the source of this 1182-nucleotide messenger RNA. RefSeq lists its product as hypothetical. The coding region runs from base 1 to 1182 and encodes 393 amino acids. The record is from RefSeq and is a predicted model, not a curated record. The transcript has a single exon. Lineage: Eukaryota; Euglenozoa; Kinetoplastea; Trypanosomatida; Trypanosomatidae.